CAGAAGCAGGGGCCCGCAGUCAAACGGCCGGAGAAAAUGAACGUCGUGUCUGGACGAUCUUCACUUAUGUGAUUUUUACACAUCCUCCUCUGGCAAGAAGUUACAAUGAGGCAAACUCACAAGAAGUAACUGCACUGGACUUUGAAGAAUUUGGCUUUUUGAAGGAUUAUUGCUAUACAGUUAGACGCAGUUGGCAGUAUUGCAGACAAGGUAUCACUAUGACAACCAUCAAAAGUACCCAGAAGCUACGGUCACCCGUGGGAAGCUAUGACCAGAAACUGGACCAGAGAGUAGUGAAGCACGAGUGCCUUCGAGAUCGCAACAACACAACGACUUGCCGUAGCCCAACAAGAAUGCGAGACAUGGAGUGGAAGCGGAAUGAACUACAGCGGAAAAGACAGAAGGAGUUUCUGAAACGGCGGCAGAUUGACCAGACAGUGGUGCCUUUGGUGGCCGAAGUUAACAAAAAGCCCACAGUAGUCCUACGUGUAAACUCUCGUAAGGCCAACCCGUUGGACCGACGAUCCCUGGUUAUGGCAGAAGACCUCGGAAUCGCAUGGCCCGACCCUGCAUCCAUUAAACAGGCCCCGUGGAUGCAGCCAGCUGGCCAUCUGAAUUGGGAGAGUGAGGUGAGGGAGCGGCAUGUAACCAACAGGUCAACACACAUUUUCCCUCUACUUAGAGAGAGAACCCCACUGGAGAGGGCAUGCACAAAGAUGGACAGAGGGACUCAGACGCAGGAUGGACUGUUGAACAACCAACACUCACAGCGGGAUAUCAGCGCCCAGACAGAGGCUGGCCUCAUAACUGUGAAGGAAUCGGACCUCCUCCAGCUGGCAGACUACCUACAGGAGGCUCUCUGGAGAGAGGAGAACCUCAAGCACAAAGUCGCCUUCCUCCAGCAAAGCACAUCUGCCCUGCUGCUCUCCUCUGACAAGCUAUGGAUGACGCGCUGCAGCGAGGACCUGACGAGGACCCGGAUCGAGGCCCUGGAGUCACAGCUGCAGGUGUGCGCACAGAAGUUCCGACGGGAUGGAGUGAAGAAGCUGGUGCUGCAGAUGGAGGAGCAGAAAAGGACUUACGAAGAGAAGGCCGUGGCUGCACUGCAGAAAGCAAUGACAGAGAAGAUGGAUGCAGAGAAGAAACUGGAGGACCUGGAGGGGGCGCUGCAGGCUGCCAGGGCAGAGUCAGCACGGUGGGAGGGCCUGUACCUGGAACUGAAGGAAAGCUGUGAAGUGCUGCGCAGGAGCCAGGAGGAAACCACCGACAAGCUUCACCAGCUGCAAAGCCACCUGGAGAGAGGGGAGGGGCAGGAGGCGGAGCUGAGGUGCCAACUGCAGGUCCUGCAGCUGGAGGGGGCGGAGUUAUGCUCACAAAUAGCCCAGUUGGAGGAGGACAACCAGCUGAAACAGGAGCAGCUACAGGAGAUGAGAGGGAAACUUUGCCAUUUGGAAGACCCCAGCUUGAGUGGAAGCUUCUUUCAAAGUCCCAGCCGGGACAUGUGGAACUCCAUCGCACAGCUGUGUGUGUCAGAUGGUCGGCCCACCGUGGGCCCAGCCCCAGACUCCGAAUCCACGGCCGAGGCCCGGCUGCAGGCCGAGCUACAGGAGACCCAGCAGAGGCUCACCAUGAAAGAGAAGGAGUGCACGGACCUGCAGGCAGAGCUGGAGGCUGUGGAGCAUGAGUGUCAGUCAUGUCUCUUCCGCCUGAACCAGUGUCGAGAGGAGCUGAGACGCCUAAAUGCCCGCCAGAGCCAGAGCAGCUGCUGCUCCUGGGUGGGUGUGGGUCUCCUCCUGGGCAUGACCAUGGUGGCACUACUUCUGCUGCUCAUGUACAGCCCCAUGUAUGCUGACCAGUUACAUGGGGUGUGUCGGAGCUUGAGGCAGAGCGUGGAGAGGUACCUCCAGGAGAUGACGUCGCCAAAGCACUCGGGAUGCUAUAGACCAGUAUAAUAACAGCUCCAAGGAAGAGAGCCGCACCUAGGUGUUUUUAAGGGACAUGUUCUUCCAGAAGCGUCGGAGAAAAAACUGAAUGUGAAGUUUAUUUUGAAGAACACUUGUGAAAUUGUGUGUGUGUUAGAGAAGAGCUAUGUUAUUAAAUAAUAUAUUAUGGCAAAUGAGAAAUUUGAAAAAAUAUAGUUCAGGGACCACAACUUCAGUGUUCAUCAGGCCAGGGGGCCAGAAAGAGUCAAACCUUCCCAAAGAAGCUGAUAUACAGCAUAGACAUGCAAGUUUCCAGUAUUUUUCAAGUGAAGGUAAUAGUUGGUUUAGAUAUGAGAACUGUUAUACUCUUUUCAAGAGGAGCUCAAUAUGCUUAUUUUGAUUUUCAGCAAGCUCUUUGCUUAGUUCACCAGAGUGGUAGUGAUGAUUGGAGCACCAGAGCACUGGAUGGUCUGUAUCUUCAAUAUGGUACACAGGUACUGUAUUACCGCGGUCUGCAACACUGUCCAUUUAGCUGGCAGGAAAUUUCAAAUUUCGCUCAUUACAAAAGCGCUCAGAAUUGACUGACAAUCAGGGGUUUGGGGGGAUCUUUUAAUAAUCCAGUGACAGAGGAAUAUUUAGCCAUAGCAUCCACUUUAACUACAAACUGGAGGCUGAACUAGUUUAACCCUGUAUGGUUUGAAAACUGUUAUGCACUUGAGGAAAUGAAUUAUUAUCAGUCAUUUUUCACUUAAUGUCACGGUACUGUACUUAAAAUUAUUUUUACUUACCUGUACUAUAUGUGUGAUCAUAGGUAUUUAAAAUAUGUUUGUUACAUGUAUUAACUGCUAAUAAAAAGCGCAUCUUUUAAGUGGAAUUCAAAGUGACGUCCAGUUCAGUGUGAACAGGAGCACAUCAGCCACAGA
This is a messenger RNA of Scleropages formosus (Asian bonytongue), 2845 nucleotides long. It is a transcript of the gene traf3ip3, whose product is annotated as TRAF3 interacting protein 3. The coding region runs from base 219 to 1952 and encodes 577 amino acids. The transcript has 15 exons. The record is from RefSeq and is a predicted model, not a curated record. NCBI's taxonomy places the organism in Eukaryota, Metazoa, Chordata, Actinopteri, Osteoglossiformes, Osteoglossidae.